Messenger RNA from Hyaena hyaena (striped hyena), 2837 nucleotides. RefSeq names its product butyrophilin-like protein 10. Gene Ontology annotation, biological process: T cell receptor signaling pathway; regulation of cytokine production. The coding region runs from base 1493 to 2290 and encodes 265 amino acids. The transcript is spliced from 4 exons. Gene Ontology annotation, molecular function: signaling receptor binding. The record is from RefSeq and is a predicted model, not a curated record. Lineage: Eukaryota; Metazoa; Chordata; Mammalia; Carnivora; Hyaenidae. Gene Ontology annotation, cellular component: external side of plasma membrane.
CUGAUGUCUGUCUGUCUGCAUGUACAGGUCCUGGACAGGCCAUGUGGGACCCCACAGUCUGGGGCCUCCUGUGUCGUUCCACCUUGCACUCAGGGAGCUGGUCCCCAUCUGAGGUUCAUCUCUGCCCCUGAGGGGUGGUUACUGUCUCCAGUUGCUCUUCCCACUCAUAAAAGGCUGUGGACCAUGCACAUGACCAGAAAGGACCACUUGUUCACAUGAGCCCACCUUCAGGGUUUAUUCUCCUAGGCAAGCAUCACCACCUGCUUCCAUCACCGUUGCCAAACCCUAGAUGCUCCCUCUAAUGUCACAUUCCCAGUCCUCCAUCCUGACCCAGAAGUACACCUGCACUAGGUUUUAGCCAAUGUCAUUUUCUGCUUAAAGCAAUGAAUGGGGAGAUGAAAAAGAGUGGCAGACUUAACUCUUCAUAUUUAUAUAUAAGAGGGGAGCCACUUGAUUACCAAACAGUUCACUCUCCUCAAGGGAACGCAGAGGACGGUUUGGGUUGGCAGCAUCAGCCCCUGUGUGAGCACAGACUUUGGGCAGGGGACCAAACCUUCAGUCCAUAACAUUCUGUCGAAUUCAAUUGAACACCCCACCUCCAAGUGGGACAAGAGCUUUCCUUAAACGUCUUUCCCCUCCCAAACUCUCCCAGAAAAUGUGCAUACUUUUGGGUCAACAGGAGGGAAGAACAGGUAGGGUUCAGUCCAGUGUCUUACUCACAAAAGGGGUAAUGGGGUGGAGUGUUCUGAGCCCAGCCCAAGUCAGGUACCCAACGAGGACAGACUGUCAUGGCCCCAGACAUGGAGGAGGAGGUGGCCCGAAUUCCUGCACAGGAGUCUUAGGAGGAAAUGCCAGAAUUUGGCCAACUUCAACCUGAUGGUGAGAAACUUUCCCAGAGUUACCAGGCCCAGCCUGUCCAGGACUGGAGGUGUAUUGAUAACGGAAAAACUUUAUCUGAGUCCCCCAGCUUCUGACCUUGGCCUGAUCCUCAUACUCAAGAGCCAGGUCUCCGCCUAGGGUCUCCUGUCACCGGCCCAGACAACGAUCUCUCCACAGGCUGCCUUGCUGGGUCUUCCUCUCUCCCCUUAUCUCCUGCUACCACGACCUUUCUCCUCAACACUCAGUGUAUUCAGUUCUGUCAACUACACACCUUAAGAAGCCCUUCAUUUAUUUAUUUUUUCUGUUGCAACUGCCAAAAAGGCCGUUGUCAUUUUUACAGAAAGUAAUAGGAUUCUACAGAAGCUGGGGAACUCAGCUGCCCACCUCUCCUAUCAUGGCCUCAAACUUUGUUCUACAGCCUUCUGGAACUUGCAGAGAAGUCAACUGAUCCCCUCAAGGCCACCAUAAUCUCCCUGGGUAACUCUACAGUCGCACUAUUUGGCAAGGGAAAGCUCAUUUCUAUGUCCUUGGACCUGGCCAGCCAGUUCUGGCUGUGGUGGGGUAAAGUGUGGAGUUGCAAUGCCGUCUGUCCCUCAAUAUCAGCGCAGAGGACAUGGAGGUGCGGUGGUACAGGGAGCAGGAGUCCCCAGCUGUGCACCUGUACAAGGGAGGCAGGGACGUGCCUGAAGAGCAGAUGAGGCAGUACCAGGGCAGGACGAUCUUUCUGACUGCUGGGCUGACCCACAGCCAAGCCGCACUGACCGUACACAACAUCACUGUGUUCGAUAACGGGACCUUCCACUGCAAGUUCAAAGAUGAUGUGGUGUCUGAGAACACCACACUGUGGCUGAGGGUGGCAGGUGAGGGUUGCCACUGGGAAUGGUUGCAGAGGCUGGAAAGGCUGUUUCUUCUCAUAGGGCUGGGCUCUGAGCCCAGAAUGCAAGUACAAGCUGGCCGGGGUGAAGGUAUCAGGGCAGAGUGCACCUCGAAGGGCUGGUACCCAGAGCCCCAGGUGGAGUGGAGAGACUUCAGGGGACAGGCCGUAUCUUCCAUGACCAACCUCACAGUGUCGCCAACAACGGGUCUCUUUGCAGUGGUGUCCAACGUGACCGUCCAGGACAGGGACGUGGGGGGCCUCUUUUGCUCCAUCUCCAGCCCCCUCCUCCAAGAGAGGAAGGAGGCCAAGAGCCAACUUCCCGUCUCUGUUUUAGCUCAGUUGUCCAGAGGUUUCCUGUCAGUGGUGUGGAGGACAGUGCUGCCUGUGAUCCUAACUGUGGUGGGGCUUGUAGCAACUGGAGCCACCUGUCUUUUCUGGAAAUGUCAGAGGGACAGGAAUAGAGUGCAGCCGGAAGAAGAGAAACUGUGCAGAGAAGAGGAGGCAUGCUGUCAGCAGCAUUUUACACAGAGCUAGAACAAACAAUCCUAAAAUUUAUAUGGAACCACUAAAGACCUCAAAUAGCCAAAGCAAUCCUGACAAAGAAAAGCAAAUCUAGAGGCAUCACAAUUCUGGACAUCAAGCUACAUUACAUCAAGCUAUAGUGAUCAAAGCAGUAUGAUACGGGCACAAAAUCGACAGAUAGAUUAAUGAAACAGAAUAGAAAACCCAGAAAUAGACCCACAACUAUAUGGUCCAUUAAUCUUCGCCAAAGUGGGAAAGAAUAUCCAAUGGGAAAAAGACAGUUUUUUCAACAACUGUUGUUGGAUAAACUGGUCAGCUACAUGCAAAAGAAUGAAACUAAACCACUUUUCUUACACCAUACACAAGAAUAAAUUCAAAAUGGAUGAAAGACCUAAAUAUGAGACCUAAAAUCAUAAAAAUACUAGAAGUUACUCAGGCAGUAACUUCGAUAUCAGCCAAAGCAACGUCUUUCUAGACAUGACUUCCGUGGCAAGGAGAAACAGAAACAAAAAUAAACUAUUGUGACGUCAUCAAGAUAAAAAGCUUCUGCACGGUGAAG